AUGCCCAAGCUGUCAUUCUCUCUCAGGCCAUCUGCAAUACUACAACUGCACGAUGCCUUGGUGUGCCUGAGCAAAUUUAAUGAGAGCGUCUCAAUUGAGGCUGAAUAUGGCCUACUACGCCUGAGUACGUUAAAUACUGCCAAAACGGCAUAUGCAUCCUUUGUUCUAGACGCCGGGAAAUUCUUCUCCAAGUACAGUUUUAGUACACGCGGGGAACAGCAGAGUUCUGGACAGAGAUAUGUAGACAAAUUCGCAUGUCAGAUGUAUCUAAAGGCUCUGCUUUCAGUAUUCAAAGGUCGAGCCGGUGAGACACGCGACAAGCAGACCACUGUAGAACGCUGCGACGUUGAGCUACAUGAUUCCCCGGAUGAAGCUGAAUGCAGGUUACAUAUACAGAUGAUCUGUGGCCAAGGUGUUGUCAAAUCUUAUAAAUUAACCUACGAGCCUGUUUCUGUACAGCACGCGCUGUUUGAUCAAUCACGAGUACAGAAUCAGUGGAUAAUUCAGGCAAAGAUCUUGAGAGAGAUCAUCGAUCAUUUCAGCCCGACUGCGGAGCAAUUGGAUAUUUAUCCUGAUACAGGAAAGGCCAUUUUUACCAGCUUCACAAAUAAAAUUAGUGAUGGGAAAGAAAUCCUCAAACAACCGGUCCACACAUCCGUUGCUAUAGACAGAAAAGAUUUUGAAGAAUUUACCGUCAAAGAUGGGUUACACGUUGCUAUCAAUGUUAAGGAUUUCAAAGCAGUAGUAUUCCAUGCAGACACCAUGAAGACAUCGAUCACCGCACGUUACACUCGUCCUUGUCGGCCUCUUCAACUGGCGUACGCAUCAGAAGAUGGCAUUGAUUCGGAAUUCACACUCAUGACACGUGGAGAGGUUGAUGAGGCUGAUAAUGACGAUGAUGCUUCGAGACCUGUAUCGCAGCUCUCGGCCAGMCCAGCCGCUAGACGUGUUGCAGCGCCUGAAUCAGCUACUAUCCCUGGUGCCUCGACAGCUUCCGCAGCUUCAUCAGCAGCAAGAAAUACAAUGCCACCGCCCUCUAGUCGACCAGCUAUAUCCUCUCGAAAGCCGGAAUUAAUGUCAAGUGCUGCGUCGAGAGCAGCAUUGGCGGAUAUUCAUGAUAGCCUUUUUGUGCCCGCGGAUGACGACAGGCAGUGGGAUGAGCAGGUAUAUGAUGAGGCAGAUGACCAGGAUAUUCUUGGCUGGGAUUCGAAUAUUGAACCGGGAGCAUACCAUGAGGGUCGUCCAAAGCCGCUGACGGAUGACUACCCGACGUUGUCACCUGAUAGGCAACAAGCACGCAGCGACGCUGAGACGGCCAUUCCUCCAACGCAACCGAUGUCACAGAUACGAAACCUCGGUCUGUUUGACUGA
Messenger RNA from Talaromyces amestolkiae, 1371 nucleotides. RefSeq lists its product as uncharacterized. Gene Ontology annotation, cellular component: checkpoint clamp complex. The coding region runs from base 1 to 1371 and encodes 456 amino acids. Gene Ontology annotation, biological process: DNA replication checkpoint signaling; mitotic intra-S DNA damage checkpoint signaling; cellular response to ionizing radiation. The transcript has 7 exons. Lineage: Eukaryota; Fungi; Ascomycota; Eurotiomycetes; Eurotiales; Trichocomaceae. The record is from RefSeq and is a predicted model, not a curated record.